AAUGUAUUACAUUUAGAUCAUGUCUUCAAGUCGUGUGCGAGCAAAGAAGGGUGUCAAGAAGAGGGCCCAAAGAGCUACCAGCAAUGUCUUUGCUAUGUUUGAUCAAAGUCAAAUCCAGGAGUUCAAAGAGGCUUUCAAUAUGAUUGAUCAGAAUCAUGAUGGAUUCAUCUGCAAGGAAGAUCUCCAUGAUAUGUUGGCAUCCCUUGGCCAAGAACCAACUGACGCCAACCUUGAAGCAAUGGUGAACGAAGCCUCUGGCCCCAUCAACUUCACCAUGUUUCUCACCAUGUUUGGAGAGAAGCUGAAUGGAACAGAUCCUGAGGACGUGAUAAAGAAUGCGUUCCAAUGUUUUGACGAGGAAACGACCGGGACGAUACAUGAGGAUACAUUGAGAGACCUGCUCUGUACCAUGGGAGAUAGGUUUACCGACGAGGAAGUAGAUGAGAUGUUCCGCGGAGCUCCCAUCGAUAACAACGGAAUGUUUGACUAUAACGCUUUCGUCAGACUGAUCAAGCACGGAUCCAAAGACGAAUAGGGUGUUUGGCUCGAAUUAUUUGCAUAAUAAUGUUAUUACUAUGCAAAAUAUGCACAUAAUAAUGUUAUUACUAAGCGUAAUCAUGUAAUUAGUAGUGUACAUUAAGACUGAUGACUGUCAACUCGACUUUCCUGAACCGGCUGGUUACUCUCCUUACAUUUGAUUAGACUUCAAAAUUGAUUUAUAAGUUGAGAAAUUUCGUCAGAAAUGUUUCGACUUAAAAUUUGUCAAAAAUAAUCAGCAAUCGUAAUCAAUAUGAAUAUUUUAGUGGUAUUGUUAUAUCAAUAGAUUGUUAGUUGAUAUUAUAUGGUUCAAAAAGAAUUACUAUUCUUUAAUUCUUUGUAUGGUUUUAUUAUGAGUAGGCAUGUUAGCUCUUUACGAUUUAUACUGCCUGAUCAUUUGUAAAUAAAAAGCACACUGUUCAAUUUGAACUAACUCCAUUACGUCGGAAUUUACACAGAAUAAUCCAUAUAAGUAUUUCCUGAUCACAUUUACUCUUCAUCAGACAUCUACUUACUGUUAUAAUAGUUAUCAAUUAUCACACAGAACUCAGACGUUACUUAUUUUAGUGCUGCUGGCCAGUGAUACACCUCAGAAAAUAACUUUGUAUCUAGACAAGAAUAUAUUGGGAGAUGGACGUUAUUUUAUUGUAUCAUUUAUUCGUUGACCAUUGUAAAUUUAAUGUUUAUUAAUGCUUAUAUAUCGUUGAUUACAAUAUGGAAAUAUGGAAACACUUCUUUUUCCCACUUGAAUAUAUUCAAUUAUCCAACGUUACUCUUAAUAAA
This is a messenger RNA of Bolinopsis microptera, 1320 nucleotides long. Its product is annotated as myosin regulatory light chain 12B-like. The transcript has 3 exons. The coding region runs from base 20 to 535 and encodes 171 amino acids. Gene Ontology annotation, molecular function: calcium ion binding. The record is from RefSeq and is a predicted model, not a curated record. Gene Ontology annotation, cellular component: cytoplasm. Lineage: Eukaryota; Metazoa; Ctenophora; Tentaculata; Lobata; Bolinopsidae.